Necator americanus (New World hookworm) is the source of this 291-nucleotide messenger RNA. RefSeq lists its product as uncharacterized. The transcript is spliced from 5 exons. The coding region runs from base 1 to 291 and encodes 96 amino acids. NCBI's taxonomy places the organism in Eukaryota, Metazoa, Nematoda, Chromadorea, Rhabditida, Ancylostomatidae. The record is from RefSeq and is a predicted model, not a curated record.
AUGUUGCGUGCUUCUCGCGUGCUGACUCGGCCCAAGUCUCUAGAACGGCUCGGUCAGGCUGUUGCUAGAUCAACCAGUCGAGGACCAAUUAAAGAAACAAGAACCGCCUUUACUGACAUACCAGCCCAACUUACACCUUCAACAAGAGAAGCGAUGGCAGCAGCUAAGGAAGCCUCAAAAGUAGCAGCAACUGUGACAAGAUCCGAGCAACAAAAACCAGAAAUUUUAUCAACUGGAGUCAAUGAAGCAAAUGACGCUGAAGAGCAAAUGAAAGAAGAUGAUAAAAACUAG